CUCCUUUAGCUUUCUUCUCCAACACCUCAAAGCCAUUUAUAAUCCAAACCUUCUUUCAAACAAAAUUAUCUCUUUCGCAAUCCGGCCCGGUUCGAUUCUCCCAAUCUCGAAACGGGUCGACCCGGUUUCCGCCAUUGUCGUCUCCAAUGGAGUUUCAUGCUGCUCACCAUCUCCGGUGAUCAAUAUCUCGAUAUAAGAUCUCAUCACAAAAUUAAACCCCGAUACGUUCACAAAAGAACAAUUUUCUCCAAAAUAAAAAUGGAUACAUUUUCGGGCCGGAAAAUAUUCCACCCAGCGCCGCCACCGCCGCCGCCGCCGCACUCCUCCCACGCCAGCUUCCCCAUCAUAGCAGUCGCCAUCAUCGGAAUCAUCGCCACCGGCUUCCUCCUCGUCGGCUACUACGUCUUCGUGAUCAAGUGCUGCUUGAACUGGCACAGGAUCGACCUUCUCCGGCGGUUCUCCUUCUCCAGACGGCGGCGCGUCGACGCCACCUCCCCAACCGCUCGUUCUCCGGCGGCCGCCGCCGCGAACCGGGGCCUCACCGAAUCCGCCAUUCGAUCCAUACCCGUAUUCAAAUUCAAAAAAAAAGCUGCUUCAAUCAUUAACAACAACAACAAUAAUGCAGCAAUAAUCAAGACAAACUGCGAUAUCGAUUGCGCCGUGUGUCUGAACGAAUUUCAAGAAGACGAAAAGCUCCGAAUAAUCCCGAACUGCCGCCAUCUCUUCCACAUCGAUUGCAUCGACGUCUGGCUCCAAAACAACGCCAACUGCCCACUCUGCAGAACAAGCAUUUCAUCCAAUUAUACCAAUUACACUUUCCAAGAAAAUCAAGAUCCGAUUUUUACGAACGACGACGUGGUGAUCGAAAUCGGACGAGAAUCGUCGAGCCCGUCAUCUCGGCCCGUAAUACCCGAAAGAGAAAGAACGGGCUCAGACGGGCUUUUAACGAAUGCUAAUAAUAGUAUUGUUAUUAGUCAUUCGCCGAAGAUUUUAUCGAGAAAAAAAUCGAAAAAACUAAGCCAUGUUUGGAGCAUGGGAGACGAGUGGAUCGAUAAUCGGGAAAAAGACGAGCAAUUUGUGGUUAAUCAGCCAAUGAGGAGGUCUUUCUCGAUGGAUUCGGCAGCUGAUAAUCACCUUUACUUAGCCGUGCAAGAAAUAAUUAAGGGACAAUUAUUACAAGAUUUAAAUAAUUACCAAGUUAAUUAUCCUCCUAAUGAAGUAUGCAGCAGUAGCAGCAGCAGCAGAUCAAUUAAAAGAUCAUUCUUUUCUUUAAAGGGUUCAAGAUCAAGUGCAGUUCAACCGGUUACAAUAUUAGAGCCGUGAUUUUUUCUUUUUCCGGGGGGGCUAUGGCCCCCUGUUGUUCGUAUUGUAUACUGGCUCCGCCACUGUUUUAAGUCGUGUUUAAUUUUUUAGGUAUAUAGAAAUAUUGGUGAUAGAUUUGUUUAGUGACUAAAGGAUGGUUGUCAUCAUCUAGUAAAGUAGUGAAGAAAUUUGAAAUGUGCACUUUGGUGAGUUCUUAGUU
Messenger RNA from Erythranthe guttata (spotted monkey flower), 1522 nucleotides. RefSeq names its product RING-H2 finger protein ATL16. Gene Ontology annotation, molecular function: transferase activity. The record is from RefSeq and is a predicted model, not a curated record. NCBI's taxonomy places the organism in Eukaryota, Viridiplantae, Streptophyta, Magnoliopsida, Lamiales, Phrymaceae. Gene Ontology annotation, biological process: protein ubiquitination.